Messenger RNA from Oncorhynchus nerka (sockeye salmon), 3085 nucleotides. It is a transcript of the gene gm2a, whose product is annotated as ganglioside GM2 activator. The transcript has 4 exons. NCBI's taxonomy places the organism in Eukaryota, Metazoa, Chordata, Actinopteri, Salmoniformes, Salmonidae. Gene Ontology annotation, molecular function: lipid carrier activity; enzyme activator activity. Bases 215 to 808 code for a protein of 197 amino acids. Gene Ontology annotation, cellular component: cytoplasmic side of plasma membrane. Gene Ontology annotation, biological process: lipid transport; ganglioside catabolic process. The record is from RefSeq and is a predicted model, not a curated record.
CUGUCACGUGACGAGCGUCCAGUUUGCGUUGAUAAACACGGAAGUGGGACUGAAAUGUGAAAACAAAUCUUUGCCGCAUUGCCUCACAAAGUGUUAUGACACAGUCGUUACCGAUUCUUUUUAAAACGUGCACAAUCUUAGUUUACGCGAUUUCUGCUGUUAUUUUGAAUUAAUCGUAAUUAUUUAUAGUUCUGCUGUAGAGUAGAUUAGCACAAUGAAGAACUGUAUUGCUGCUGUGAUAACACUAUGCAUUGUAAUGCAGGUGAAUGACGCUUUGGUUUUCGAGAAAACGCGCACGGCAUAUUCUGCAAAGAUCUUUGGGUUCUCAUGGGAGAACUGCGGUAAGCCAGACGACCCAGCGGUUCUGAAGACCCUAACCCUGUCCCCGGACCCCAUCACAGUUCCAGGGGACCUGACGGCCAGUGCGUCCGGGAACACAACGGUCGAGCUGGCCGCUCCCCUCGCUGUGAAUGUGACCCUGGAGAAGGAGGUGGCAGGGUUCUGGGUCACGGUCCCAUGUCUGGAAGAGAUAGGGAGCUGCCAUUACACAGACGGCUGUGACCUGCUCAAUCAGCUGAUACCGGCAGGACAGGACUGUCCUGAACCUCUUCACACCUACGGCAUCCCCUGCCACUGUCCCUUUAAAGCUGGGGUAUACACACUACCAGAGUCAGACUUCUACCUCCCUGACAUUGACCUGCCCUAUUGGCUGACCAACGGACACUACAGAGUACAAGGAGUGCUGGGAGCUAUGGGGAAAGAACUGGGCUGCCUCAAAAUCACCUUCUCUGUCCACUCUAAUAACUAAAGGAUGGAUAAAUGACCUUCUCUGCCCACUCUAACUAAAUGGUGGAUAAAUGACCUUCUCUGCCCACUCUAACUAAAUGGUGGAUAAAUGACCUUCUCUGCCCACUCUAACUAAAUUAUGGAUAAAUGACCUUCUCUGCCCACUCUAACUAAAUGGUGGAUAAAUGACCUUCUCUGCCCACUCUAACUAAAUUAUGGAUAAAUGACCUUCUCUGCCCACUCUAACUAAAUGGUGGAUAAAUGACCUUCUCUGCCCACUCUAACUAAAUUAUGGAUAAAUGACCUUCUCUGCCCACUCUAACUAAAUUAUGGAUAAAUGACCUUCUCUGCCCACUCUAACUAAAUGGUGGAUAAAUGACCUUCUCUGCCCACUCUAACUAAAUUAUGGAUAAAUGACCUUCUCUGCCCACUCUAACUAAAUGGUGGAUAAAUGACCUUCUCUGCCCACUCUAACUAAAUUAUGGAUAAAUGACCUUCUCUGCCCACUCUAACUAAAUGGUGGAUAAAUGACCUUCUCUGCCCACUCUAGUUAAAUGGUGGACACAGGGAACAUUAUGUACCAUUCAAUGAGCUGGUGUACUGACAUGUUGUCUUCUUUAUUCUGAAGGGAACGUUUGCUCUCAUCUCUUCUCAUCUCAUCAAAGUGCCAAUUGAGAACUGGGCCUGUAUACACAAAGCCUCUCAGAGUAGGAGUGCUGCUCUAGGAUCAGUGUUACCUUUACAAUCGUAAUGAAUAAGAGGGGGGACCUGAUCCUAGAUCAGUACUCUAAAACGCUUUGUGGAUACUGGCCCUGUACCAAACAAGCAGUAACUGAGCUGCUACUGUAGUGGUACUGUAGUGGUACUGUAGUUUAAGGAUACGAUUCAGACUCACUUUCAGGUAAAACAGUUAAGUUGAGUGAUUUUGCAUGGCUUGCUACUGUACUGCUAUGAACUUGUCAGAACCAUUAUGAUUAUUUUUCUUAAUGUUUUACACUGUCUUUUUUAUGCAGAAUUAUUUUUAUUAGAUUUCUUCUCAAGGUUGAAUGGCCGUGGGUAUGCUUCUAUUGGUCAUCAGCUUUUACCCUGGGUAAGGUACUGGUCACAUAACUAGUAGUUUUAGGAGUUUUAAUUGUGACAGUCGUUUCUAGCUGAUGCUUACUGUGUCAUAAUUUUUGGUUCUAUGGGCCGUAAUGCUACUUCCUGUUGCUAGUGGUGACACUUCUGAUUUUACGACCCCUGGGAAUAUGUUGUUCUUCCUGUUGCUAGUGGUGACACUUCUGAUUUUACGACCCCUGGGAAUAUGUUGUUCUUCCUGUUGCUAGUGGUGACACUUCUGAUUUUACGACCCCUGGGAAUAUGUUGUUCUUCCUGUUGCUAGUGGUAACACUUCUGAUUUUACUACCCCUGGGAAUAUGUUGUUCUUCCUGUUGCUAGUGGUGACACUUCUGAUUUUACGACCCCUGGGAAUAUGUUGUUCUUCCUGUUGCUAGUGGUGACACUUCUGAUUUUACGACCCCUGGGAAUAUGUUGUGUUUCCUGUUGCGAGUGGUGACACUUCUGAUUUUAGGACCCCUGGGAAUAUGUUGUUCUUCCUGUUGCUAGUGGUGACACUUCUGAUUUUACGACCCCUGGGAAUAUGUUGUUCUUCCUGUUGCUAGUGGUGACACUUCUGAUUUUACGACCCCUGGGAAUAUGUUGUUCUUCCUGUUGCUAGUGGUGACACUUCUGAUUUUACGACCCCUGGGAAUAUGUUGUUCUUCCUGUUGCUAGUGGUGACACUUCUGAUUUUACGACCCCUGGGAAUAUGUUGUGCUUCCUGUUGCUAGAGGUGACACUUCUGAUUUUACGACCCCUGGGAAUAUGUUGUUCUUCCUGUUGAGGGUGUAUUGAUCUGUUUUUUUCUGAAGGUGUUUUGUUGUUGACAUGUUCAAAGUGCCUAAAUAGACCUGCUGGAAAGGAGAUCUGCGAAUCAGGUGGGACUGUGUGAUGUUUCAAAGGGAAAUGGAAUGAAAGCAGCCAAUCAAUUCCCUCCCUCAUAUAAGACCGUACCAAUAGGCUAAUCCUGUUCUAUAACCAAUUAAAGUGUUGUAAGGAAUGUAAGUGCACUUCCUAUCUUAAAUAAUAAAUCUAAUGAAAUGGUUAUCAAGUAAAGAAGUCUUAAGGAAUCAACAUGAAAAAUUGCACCUUGAUUAUUUAGAAAUGACAUGCUUACUACUGUAACAAAUCAGCAUUAUGUUGGUCAAUAUUUCACUGUAAAAACUUUUUUUUUAAAUUGUCAAUAAAAUAAUAUCAUAUA